Molecule: messenger RNA, 1039 nt
Organism: Musca domestica (house fly)
Lineage: Eukaryota; Metazoa; Arthropoda; Insecta; Diptera; Muscidae
Exons: 2
Coding region: 155-1018 (287 amino acids)
Biological process (GO): regulation of transcription by RNA polymerase II
Cellular component (GO): nucleus; transcription regulator complex
Molecular function (GO): DNA binding
Source: RefSeq, a predicted model, not a curated record
ACGUACGUUUAUUUUAGCGUGCGUUGAUUGCGUUGUUAAGUGAGCAAUGGCUAGUGUGCCUGUGUGCGUGUGUAAUGUUAGUAAUCAUCCACACAGAUACGACGUAGGUACGUAUAGAAUUGGAUUGUGGUCUGUCUGACUGACUUGGACAAAUAUGGAAGCAGAACAAAUUAUUGCUGAAGUAAAGAAGAGACCGGUUAUAUGGGACUCCACAGAGGAAUGCUACAAAAACAAGGCCAUGAAAAAUGAUGCCUGGCUGGAGGUGGCUGCAAAUUUGGAAAAGAAUUUCAAGAAUAUGUCUGAAGUGGAACAGAAAUCUGUUCUGCACGACAUUAACAUGAAAUGGCGUUCCAUUCGCGACAAUUAUGUGCGUUAUAAGAAGAAAAUGUCCGAAGUGAAUAGUCGUCGUUGUGGCGUCUUUGAGGGAAAACCUGUUCGCUCAUAUAUCUAUGCCAAGCAAUUGAGAUUUCUAAACAAAUGUCUGCCCAAGGAGUCACCAGCCAAAGAUGCGCCCACAACCCCAACAACAACAACCACAACAUCUGUAUCAACUGAUUACAUUGAUCCCAUGGAAUUGGUACAAACUGAAGUGUUUGAAUCUGUACCAGAUUAUCCUUCGGCUGAAACUGAAGACAAUGACACCACAACCUGUUCCUAUACAUUGCCCGCAAAAAAGGCAAGAUGUAAUAGCUAUAACAAUUCCCCUGGUCCUGCAACAUUUCAACCGGCCACAUCAAAAUCUCAGGAUUUUCAAUUUUCUUCUAACGCGGCCGGUCAGAACGAGAAGACAAUAGAAGAGAAAUUAUUAAAAUUUAUGGAAGAAUUUAAGCCAAGGAAAUUUGAUGAGGAUUUCUCAUUUUUUGAAUCCCUAAUGCCAACCAUUAAGGAUUUUAGCAAUGAUGAAAAAUUGGAAUUUCGCAUUAAGACACUGCAGCUGAUGCAGGAUAUUAAAAAGAAACGUGAAAAUAGUUCACCACUUGCAUGUCCUCCAUUUAUAAAAAUAAAAGAAGAGAUUUAAGAAAAUUACGUUUACAACAAA